CAGUCUGCUGUCCUGUUCAACACGUGAACGGAAACCUUCGCCCUUUUCCUCCAGCCUCUCGGUUAUUAGUUCUCUUUCUUUGCCAACUUGCUGAAGCGGCUACUGUGCGGAGAGGAGAGGAGAGGCGAGUGCAGGUCGCUGUCGUCCGUCUAUAAGCCGAUUCGUUUGUGUUUUUCAAGACCAGCUGUCCCUCCUUCCUCCCACAGCCUCAAUGGACCCCGGCGAUGACCCCUACCUCUUCACCUCUGACACGCUGCCCUCUGACCCCCGCUUCAUGGCGACGGUUGCUAACGGUUUCGUGGGCACGCGCGUGUUCGGGGACGUGAUGCACGUGGGGGGGGUGUACAGCGGGGGGGUGGGGGUCUGUCACCGUGCUGACGUGCCCUCCCCCCUGGCAGUGAGAGUGAGGCUGGACCGAGCUGAUUCCUCGGGGCUGAGGCAGCAAUACACACUGGACACACGCGCAGGCUGGUUUACUCACUCCCAGUCUUGCGAUGAUGUCACUGUCUCUCAAACAAUCUUGGCUCAUCGCUCGCACCCAAACUUGCUGGCCAUGGAGCUGAGAGUGGAGCGUCAGGUGACCCCCGGAGAGCCAAUCACAGUGCAGCUCCAGAGUUCCUUCACCCCACAAAGCUCAGACAUCGCCUUCGAACCCGGGCCGGACUAUCAGGGGGGCAGGCACAUCCACGGACACACGUUAACACCGGAGGUGCCAGGAGGACCCCAGCCCUGCGUUCACUUGAUCUGGACCCCCCCGCCCGCCUCCCUGUCCCUCCUGGCCUCGCAGAGCAGUGCAUGCUGGGUAUUCCUGACUGCGCUGGCCGACACCGCUGAGCGCGCUCAGAGCUGCUACUCUGAGGGGCUGGCUCUGAUUGGCUCGGGGGACCUCCUCCCCUCCCACCGGCGUGCGUGGGCGGAGCUCUGGGCAGGAAGCGCCGUGCAAGUGAAGAGCCCCGCCCCUCUGCAGCAGGCUGUGAUUGGCUGCCUGUACUACCUGCUGAGCUCGCUCCCUCCCCUGAAGCCGACAGACUUCCUGUUCGGUGGACUGAGCCCCGCAGGGCUGAGCAAUGGGAGGCGGGGAGAGGAUUACUGGGGGCACGUCUUCUGGGACCAGGACACCUGGAUGUACCCCCCCGUGCUGCUGUUCUACCCCGAGCUGGCUCGCACCAUCCUCAGAUACCGGAUCCACACACUCAGGGGUGCCGCACACAACGCUGCCCAGCAAGGGCUCAAGGGAGUGAAGUUUGCCUGGGAGAGUGCAGUGACAGGGCAGGAGGUUUGUCCUGAUGAGAUUUACGGGCUGCAGGAGAUUCACAUCAACGGAGACGUCUGCUUUGCCUUCCAGCAGUACCUGCACCUCACACAGGAUCUCUCCCUGUUCAGUGAGGGGGGUGGCUGGGAGGUGGUGCGAGGCAUCGCUGAGUACUGGAGCAGUAGAGUCACCUGGAACAAGGAGCAAAGCUGCUACGACAUCACCGGUGUGAUGCCUCCAGAUGAGUUCCAUGACAGUGUGAAUAACUCUGUCUACACCAAUGCCGUGGCCAAAUCCAGUCUGCAGUUUGCGGUUGACUUGGCGAUCCUGUUACAAACCCCGCCCCCUCCGCAGUGGCAGGAAAUCUCUGACAAGAUCAAGGUGCCCUUCGACCCAGAAGAGAAAUACCACCCCGAGUUUGACGGCUACCAGAAAGGAGACUCUGUGAAGCAGGCGGAUGUGGUUUUGUUGGGGUUCCCCCUGGGGUACCCCAUGAGUGCAGAGGUGCGGAGGAACGACCUGGCGCUGUACGAGCCCCUCACUGACCCCGAGGGACCGGCCAUGACCUGGGGCAUGUUUGCGGUGGGCUGGCUGGAGCUGAAGGAGCUGGCUCGAGGACAGGCGCAGCUCAGGAAGUGUUUCAACAACAUCCAGGAGCCCUUCAAGAUCUGGAGCGAGUGUGUGGAUGGGAGCGGAGCAGUGAAUUUCCUCACUGGGAUGGGCGGGUUCCUGCAGGUGGUUCUGUUCGGAUACACCGGCUUCAGGAUAAACAAGAACAGCCUGAACUUUGACCCCACUCUUCCGGAUGACAUCAGUGACCUCCGAAUCACAGGGGUGUGUUACCUUGGCAACAAGCUGGACUUCACCUUCAGUAAAGAGGGGGUGACGGUGGUACUGGCGAGGGUGUGGGGACCCCAGCACUGCGCCCUGGAACUGGUGCUGACCCAGUCUGGAAAGAGCCUCCCUCUCAACCUAGGGACCCCCGUCUCCGUUCCCGCUGAAGCUGCGCGCAUCCAGAAGCAGGCGAGCUGCUGGCCGCUGUGACGAUCCGGACUGGGAGCUGGGAAUCCCACAGGACUGGGAGCUGGGAACCCCAGGGGACUGGGAGCUGGGAACCCCAGGGGACUGGGAGCUGGGAAUCCCACGGGACUGGGAGCUGCAGCAGUGUAACGUGUGGCUAAUUAAGGUUGUGUUUAUAUACGUAUUGAUACGUUUAUAAUAAAUGAAAUCAUUGCAAAUCUA
Acipenser ruthenus (sterlet) is the source of this 2494-nucleotide messenger RNA. It is a transcript of the gene pgghg, whose product is annotated as protein-glucosylgalactosylhydroxylysine glucosidase. The record is from RefSeq and is a predicted model, not a curated record. NCBI's taxonomy places the organism in Eukaryota, Metazoa, Chordata, Actinopteri, Acipenseriformes, Acipenseridae. The transcript is spliced from 14 exons. Gene Ontology annotation, molecular function: catalytic activity. Gene Ontology annotation, biological process: carbohydrate metabolic process. Bases 212 to 2296 code for a protein of 694 amino acids.